Molecule: messenger RNA, 1433 nt
Organism: Cornus florida
Lineage: Eukaryota; Viridiplantae; Streptophyta; Magnoliopsida; Cornales; Cornaceae
Exons: 6
Coding region: 889-1251 (120 amino acids)
Source: RefSeq, a predicted model, not a curated record
UUAUAAAAGGGUAAAAAAGUAAUUUGUCUAUUAUCCUUUCUUUUCUUUUCUCUCCUCUAUCUUAUCCAAACAAAAAUAACUAUCACUUCUUUUCUUUUCUCUCCUAUCUAUCCAAACACAAAUAGAAAUUAUUACUAUCAUUUCUUUUCUUUUCUUUUCUUUUCUCACUAAUACUAUCCUUUCUUUUCUUUUCUUUUCUCUCAUUACUAAUACUAUCCAAACACACCCUUAGGAUUCAGAUUAAGCUUCAACGAGGGUGGAAAGAGACAGACCCGAAUAUCUCAUCUAUCGAUUUCAACCAUGUUAAUGGCAGUAAUUUGAGGAAAGAAAGCUUGAUUUCCUAAACUCGUCUUUCUCAGAUUGGAAUCCCGAUGGUGUCAAUCAUUUCGUAAGCAACCAGUGAAGAGGUUAGGGUUUUCAACUAGCGACCAAAAAUUGAAGUUGAAGAGAGCCACCAUGGACGACGGUACAUACCUUGUUACAGUUGCCUCUCUGUUACUUUCAUCCUUUCCAUCGUUCUAUAGGAAUUAGGAUGUUAUUCGAGUUUUUGUUUUCAUAUGAGCCUUCCAAGCGUGAAAUCACUUUGAAAAUAAAUCAUAUUAGUUACGUCCGAUUCUGGUAUCCAACAGGAGUGUUGCCUUUUUUUUUUUUUUGCUCAGUUUCUGUCUCGGAAGCAAAGGAUUAACUUAUAAAAUCCGAUUGGAAGGCUCAUAUUAGUUUUUGUUUUCUUUACAGUCUCUCUCUCCAUCUAGGCUGUUUACAGUUACUCUCUCGGAAGAAAAGAAGUAGCCUUGCCCUUUUCUUGGCCCAACACCUCCCAGGACAAAGUCAUUGCCACAUCCACUUGGUGUUACAAGGUUACUAGACAAAAUAAUUAAGCAAAUAGUGAUGGAUAAAGAAUUGAUGCACAUGACUUACAGAGUUAAUCCAAAGUAUUUAAAAGGAGCAUGGAGGUUUGCUGAUCUGGCGCAAGCGAAUGCGGGCCAUCCGAAAAAGAUUUUAUGCCUUUUGCAAAGCACCAACACUUUGACAUCGUGUGAAAUAUGUGAAAAUUAUUCAGGAUUGAUUAUCACCAGUUCAUUAGGAGUAGAAGAAUCAGAAUUUCUAUUAUUCCAGUCUACAACAAAGCUACUUCCUUGGAUUUUGUACCGUAGAUUUUGCAGCUACUUCCUUGGAUUUUGUACCGUAGAUUUUGCAGCUCCUUCCUUGGAUUUUGUACAGCGAGGUGGUUUUUUGACAAGUGCAGACUGAAACUCAAGUGCAAGAAGGUUUAUCAAUUUUUCAACAGAACUGUUAGGAAAUUGAUGAUUUUCUUGACAAAUGAAUUUACUUCCUGUUUUAGAACAUUGAUGAAUGUUGAAUUGUUUUGACCCAUUGAUAAAUGAUGAAUUGUAAAAAUAUUUUAACUCUUUUAAUAUAUUUUUUGAAUUGAA